AUGAACAAGACAUCUCCCCAGUCGAUCCGGACGGAUUCGCGUGCCAUUGGCAAAUCGUACAUAGAUGGCAUCCCCAACUUCACCCCUUUGUCAUGGUAUGCAUUCGCCUUGUAUACCUGCCAGAUAUACCACGUACUCAGGUGGAUUCGUGUCAGGUCCAUGAAGGAUAUUCGAGAGGUCAUACCCUCGCACCUCUUGGUCCGGAAUACCUGCAGAGGAUUGUCAGUUCUCGGACGGGACAUACUUGUAGCUUGCAGUAUUUUUCUGUGCACGCUUCACAUUGGCAGAUACCUGGACACUCUGGUGGCUUCGACGACUAUGGGCUUGGCGCUUCUCUAUAGCUUUCGAGCACUUUUGUGGUGCACGUACUGGAUUUUACAAGGCUUCGCUUUAACUGGAAUCUGGGUCAUCGGCCACGAGUGCGGGCAUGGCGCAUUUUCCGCCCACGGCUGGUUAUGCGACAUCCUUGGAUACGCCUGCCAUACAUUUCUUUUGACACCAUACUUCAGCUGGAAGAUAUCCCACCAUCGACAUCACAUGAAGCACGCUUCCAUAGAGUACGACGAGCCGUACAUCCCGAAGACUAGGAGCGACCUUGGAAUCCCCGCUGAGGAUGAAGACGAGAUCGAUUACGAGGAUUACUUCGGCGAUACCCCGAUCUACACACUCUUCAUGCUUAUUCGUCAACAAAUACUCGCAUUUCCCGCGUAUCUUGUUUCCAAUGUGUCUGGACAGGCGCGCUAUCCAAAGUGGACAAACCAUUACAAUCCCGACAGCGUACUCUUCACGCGCGAACAGCGCUCCGCCGUUUUGAUGUCCAACCUGGGCAUUCUUUUUAUGGGAUUCACUCUGAAAUGGGGGUGCUCUCGAUGGGGUACAUCGACCGUUGUUCAAUACUACGCUAUGCCUUGGAUUUGCGUCAAUCACUGGUUUGUCAUGAUCACAUACCUACAGCAUACCGAUCCAGCCCUACCGCACUACCGCUCCGGGCAAUGGAACUUUCAACGUGGCGCCGCUGCGACCAUGGACCGAGAGUUCCUCGGGUUCAUCGGUCAUUUUUUCCUUCACGAUGUCGCGCAUUUUCACGUCAUACAUCAUUUUUUCCCCAAGAUGCCAUUUUAUCACGCUCAGGAGGCAACGCAUCACCUGCAAAGACUGCUCGGGGAACACUACCAUCGCUCGAGAAAACCGGUCUUCCAGGCACUUUGGGAUAAUUACAACAAUUGUCAGUUUGUCGAAGACAAAGGUCAGUCGUGUUAA
This is a messenger RNA of Heterobasidion irregulare TC 32-1, 1260 nucleotides long. RefSeq names its product Delta12-FADS-like protein (gene desa12). The record is from RefSeq and is a predicted model, not a curated record. The transcript is spliced from 7 exons. The coding region runs from base 1 to 1260 and encodes 419 amino acids. Gene Ontology annotation, molecular function: oxidoreductase activity. Lineage: Eukaryota; Fungi; Basidiomycota; Agaricomycetes; Russulales; Bondarzewiaceae. Gene Ontology annotation, biological process: lipid metabolic process.